Messenger RNA from Cyphomyrmex costatus, 1262 nucleotides. Its product is annotated as ras-related C3 botulinum toxin substrate 1. The record is from RefSeq and is a predicted model, not a curated record. The coding region runs from base 263 to 1156 and encodes 297 amino acids. Gene Ontology annotation, biological process: small GTPase-mediated signal transduction. NCBI's taxonomy places the organism in Eukaryota, Metazoa, Arthropoda, Insecta, Hymenoptera, Formicidae. The transcript is spliced from 4 exons. Gene Ontology annotation, molecular function: GTPase activity; GTP binding.
ACCUCCGCUCGUUCGGCUCGUUUCCGUAGUCAUCUUCCAUUGUUUUCACGCUGCUUAUCUCGGUCUUGCGUGCGCUCUUGCAUUCACUCGCGCCCGCCGACCCGUUCGUGGAAGAUUGCACUGACCCAGGAAUGAUGCGACGACGUUACAGCUGGAUGGCGCCUUGAGGUGAGGCUCAACGACGUCGUCUACGCCGAGGAGGCGGCAGUUACACACCGAGUCCCGUCACAUCUGCGUCGACGGUACGCCUCUCGACAAACGUAUGAAAGAUCGGGGCUGUAGCAAAAUCAAGAACGAGACAAUGCCGCCGUCCUCGCACACCAACUGGACGAGGCCGUUGCUCAAGAGCGGACAGACAAUGCAGAUGCAGGUUGCUAGGCAGCAGCAGCAGCAGCCGCCGCCGCCGCCGCCGCCGCCGCCGCCGACAUCGGUAACAACGACGACAACGACGACCUCGAUGACUAUUAGCACUGGAGCACAGAAUCAAAACAUAGCGGAGCAUCCUGCAACACCACUUGACAAGAGAAUCAAAGUAGUCCUAGUGGGCGAUGGAGCGGUCGGUAAGACCAGCUUGGUGGUCUCGUACUCCACCAAUGGUUUCCCUGGGGAAUACGUGCCAACCGCAUUUGACAAUUACAAUGUGGUCGUAAAUGUCGACGGACAACCGUUAAAUGUCCAGCUAUGUGAUACAGCGGGCCAGGAUGACUUUGACCCUCUGAGAUCGUUGUGCUAUCCUGAGACAGAUGUGUUUCUAGUUUGCUUCAGUGUUGUAUGCCCCUCAUCUUAUCACAGUGUGGCUUCCAGAUGGAUCAAUGAAGUGAAGAAAUACUGUCCUAAUGCUCCAAUCAUUUUGGUGGGGACAAAAAGUGACUUGAGAUCGGACGUACGUUUGAUGCUGCAACUGGCGCGAUAUGGACAGUCAGCAAUCACUACUAUUCAGGGCCAUCAAUUGGCGCACAGACUAGGCGCCGUCAAUUAUGUAGAGACGUCUGCAUUAACGCAACACGACCUCAAGGAGGCCUUCGAUCAGGCGAUAGUCAGUGCCCUCAAUACGCGGCGCGAAGGCGCCAAUUUACUAUACCGGCGUAGGAAGCCGCCCCCGUUAUGGCGUAGAUGGCUGUGUUGCUGGGAACGGUCGUCUUCGAGCGAGACCUAAACAAUCCCUAUUUUAAGUGAUAGAAUUCUAUACUUUUUUAGAAUCCCUCUGUGAUCAUAGGCGGUCGCUCUCCUUUCUGUCAGAAUCAUCAUCCUUCAGCACAGCA